CCAGCCGCAUCCGCAACCAUUGCAGCUAACAAAAUGGCGGCGUUGCGUCGGCUGGGUUGUUCAGCGACGAUGAGGCCGCUUCUGCCGGCCUGGUGCAGGUCGUACAAGAGCGACGUCAGCUUGGACAAACUGUACCCUGCGAGCAACAGCGCGCAGUCGCCGCCUCUCGAAGGAGGCGUGCAGAUGAAGGACGUUCAGAUUUACGACCACGACCCGACGAACCCGUACCGGGUCGAGAUCCGCGUGCAUUUGGACUCGGCUCGGUGGAUUUCACAGGAGGCCAGGGACAGACUGCGACUCACCUGCAAGCCGUUCAUCGACAGCCGCGGGAACUUGGUGCUCGCGUCUGACAAGACUCGCAAGAAGUCCAUCAACGUGGCCGACUGCUUGGACAAGUUGCGAUGCAUGUUGCGCGAAGUGUCGCGACCUCCACCGGACAACAUCCCCGAGACAAGAUUCACCUUGCGGGCCAAGCACGAAAGGCUGGCCGCAGCUCGCUUGCGCAUUCCUAAAGUCCCCGCGGCGGAGAGCGGCGUUUCAUCAUGAAGCAUUUUUAAAAAAAUAAAUGUUGUUUGUAUAUAGAA
Molecule: messenger RNA, 584 nt
Organism: Dermacentor andersoni
Lineage: Eukaryota; Metazoa; Arthropoda; Arachnida; Ixodida; Ixodidae
Product: large ribosomal subunit protein mL62-like
Biological process (GO): mitochondrial translational termination
Cellular component (GO): mitochondrial large ribosomal subunit
Molecular function (GO): peptidyl-tRNA hydrolase activity; translation release factor activity, codon nonspecific
Source: RefSeq, a predicted model, not a curated record